UGACUGGGCCGCCUGAAGAAGGCUGCAGUCCUGCGUGCUGCCAGCCCCGUGAUGACCCCUUGACCUCGCCGUACACCCGCCAUGACCGGAAGCGUUCCUGUCCCAAGUUUAGGUGUUCCUCCUCUGAAUACCCCGCCUGUUCAGAGUUAAAUGACAGUUAUAGGGGGCGUUUUGACAACGACACAAACUAAAGUUCCAUACUGUUAUGUUAACUUUUGUGUUACCCCUUAGGACCUGCGGGACACCAUUGCUGGACCAAACUCUCUUUCCUUGCGAUAGAGGACCUUUCUUCCAGGCUGGUCGUUGAUUCGUGUUGGCUCUUCUCCUUUUUAUCUGCUGCUCUUUUUUAUUCAAACGAAUUAUGUCAUCUGUCAAGAGUUAAACGAGGAUUGAGACCCCAAAUGCAACUAACUCACAUCAAUGGCUGACAGAAACCUGAUAGUGGUUCACUUCAAGCUAAUGCUAACGACAUGACGGAUACCUCACCGAGGGACAUGUCCACCUUAUCGGGCAUAACCGCGGGUUUUUUCCUUCCACCAGGUGUAAAAUUACGUCCGUUCAUUCCGACAGAUAGCACAAGUGACUAAAAAAAAUGCUAGUUUAAAACUCGUUUCUUCCUUUUUAAGCAAAAUUGUCGCACGACCCUCCCUUAUUAUUACUUUUACGCAUGCGCGAGUCGUAAUUGUUGCAUUGUGGGUAAUGUAUUUCAUCUUUGCAUGCUGGUAGUCAGUUAGUGGGUGUGCCUGUGGAUAUGGCGGCGUUCCAUUCAGCUCAUCCAGUUUCAGCCUGAGUUACGGUUUAGUAACUGUUACUGUUUUUAAUUUUUCACGGUUGUGAUGGUUUGUAUAAAAUAUACAUAUAGUUAUGCAUCAUAAUGUUGUAAUAUUGGUAUAUAGACGUGUUGGAAAGAAGAUCGGGUAGUUCUUUUGUCAUGAAGGAAACGAGGUGUCAUAGAUAGCUAAAUGGAACACGUCCAUUUUGUUACAAAAGCAUAUCAUCAACAUGCUCUCGUAACUGGUUGUGUAAACGUAAAACAUCACUACCAUCGUGAGCGUUCUGACAUUUUCUGACUUUCUCGUUAUUUCAUUCAACUUAAAUCAAACUCAUGUCAUUUCUUGCUGGCUUUUGACAUUUUUUUCCGGAAGCUUUAUACCGUGUAUGUUGCAUUCUUUUACAAGAAGGUCAAGUUCAUUUUCCUCGUUCGCCAGAAGAACCGUCAUGUCAGAGAAAAAGCGCAAAGCAACCUCUUCGGUUUGUGCAGCGCCAAGUGCUAAGCAGCAGAAGGUGGCUCCUAUCAAAGGGGAGAAAGGCGAGAAACCAGCAGGGUGGCUGCAGGACCAUGUCCAAGUCCAGAGGUCCAACAACAGGGACACGGAAGUCAACAAGAAUCGUAUUCGGUUUAUAUCAGACACCAGGCAGACAAAACAGGACUCAAAGGGUGUUCUGUAUUGGAUGCUGAGGGAACAGAGAGUACAAGAUAACUGGGCAUUGAUCCAUGCCCAGCACCUUGCAAAGAAGGACAGCUUGCCUUUGCACAUUUGUUUCUGCUUGUUUGCCCCCAAAUCGGAGCUGUCCACCCUGAGACACUACGGCUUUAUGGUGAAAGGUCUAGAAGAAGUUGAAAAGGAAUGCAAAUCCUUAGACAUCCAGUUCCAUCUGCUGCACGGUUCUGCAGGGAAAGUGCUACCCGGCUUUGUGUCUGACCACAGCUUUGGGGCGGUUGUGACCGACUUUUCACCCCUCAGGGAGCCUAUUAAGUGCUUGGAGGACGUUAAAGAGAGUCUCCCAGAUGAUGUUCCUCUCCUUCAGGUUGAUGGCCAUAAUAUUGUUCCAUGCUGGGUAGCGUCUCCAAAACUUGAAUAUGCUGCCAGGACAAUUAGGGGCAAAAUCACUAAACUCUUGCCGGAGUUCCUUACUGAUUUUCCCCUGGUUGAGAAGCACCCCCACACAGCUACAAAAACCGCCAAACCAGUAGACUGGGCCAAAACCCUGGCCUCCCUGCAGGUGGACAGAACAGUGGGCGAGCCAGAGUGGGCCCAGCCAGGCCCCAAGGCAGGGAUGGCCAUGUUGGAGUCCUUCAUCGAUGUUCGCCUCAAACUGUUUGGCACUCACCGCAACGAUCCAAAUGCUGCUGCACUCAGCCAACUCUCCCCCUGGAUCCACUUUGGACACCUGUCUGCCCAGCGUGCGGCGCUGGAAGUCAAGAAGUGUGGCAAGAACGCCAGCGAAUCGGUCGCACCGUUCAUAGAAGAGCUGGUGGUGCGCCGAGAGCUGACCGACAACUUCUGUUUCUACAACAAGAACUACGACAACGUGGAAGGUGCUUAUGAGUGGGCUCAAAAGACCUUGAAAGAUCACUCUAAAGACAAGAGGCCAUAUUUGUACAGUCGAGGUCAACUGGAGAAAGCCAAGACGCACGAUAAGCUGUGGAACGCAGCUCAGUAUCAGAUGGUCUCUGAGGGGAAGAUGCACGGUUUCCUGAGAAUGUACUGGGCCAAAAAGAUUCUCGAGUGGACGUCUUCUCCAGAGGAGGCACUCUCCAUCGCUCUGUACCUCAAUGAUCGCUAUUCGCUUGACGGCCAGGAUCCCAACGGCUUUGUUGGUUGUAUGUGGUCUAUUUGCGGUAUCCAUGACCAGGGCUGGGCAGAGAGACCAGUUUUUGGGAAGAUCCGUUACAUGAACUACAAAGGCUGCCUUCGCAAGUUUGAUGUGGCCCGGUUUGAGAAGAAGUACUGUCCCAAAGAUCUUUGAAAAGUGGGAUGUUUGUUUUUUUUUGUAAGCUCUUAGUCAACAUAUCAACUCGGGGGAGGUGUAGGCCAUGUCCACAGGAAUGUGGGCAUUUUAAAAACACUUUGGAAUGUGUUUUAGUCUCUCAUCCACACACACACGAGAGUUUUUGACUUUUGGAAAUAAGUCUUAAUGACAAUGUACACGUCAUUGUACUUCUAGUAUCUCACCACAGUUGUCCCUCGCCACAACGUGGUUCGAAUUUCACGGUUUCACUCUAUCAUGGUUUUUCAAACAUUAAUACAUCCAUCCAUACAUGCAGUUUUGUGGUUGAAUACAGCCUAUUAUUAAGCAUUUUCAAGCAUAUAAAAGGCUGAAUAAACUAAUAUAUACUAAUACAAAAAGAAGGAUUCCAAUUGUGAAUGUAGUAAUCUACAUUUGUUUGUUGAUGGCCUCAACAACAGGCUUUAUUACAGGUUUAAAUGUUCUCACAACAGGCACAAUAAUAUAUAAUACACACACACACACACACACACACACACACACACAUAAUAAACAAAAUAAUAACAUGGGCUAGCACAAGCACAAGUUUUAUUUAGGUCUUAAAUUGCUUAUUUUCUAUGAUUAUACAGUAUAUACUGUUGAGGGUAAUACAAGUGUAAAGGUCAAUAUAGGGGUGUUAGUUCAUGUCCGGAGGGCUCUAAAAUGUUAAAAAUUGUAUUUGUAUUGUAUGGUUUGGUCUGGAACCAAUUAAACUGUGCUUGUGUGGAUGGAGGAUUUUUUUUUUUUUUUUUUUUUUUACACCAGUGAGGUGGAAAAGUGUGUUUUUGAAACUAUCCGCGUUCUUGUGGACAUGGCCUUACUUCCUUAUUUUCCAGCUUGUUGAUGAUUAGAUGUUACAGAACAUUUUGAUAUGUUUGUCAGACUAGAUGUUCUUAUAAGUGUCAGCAAGGGUGCAGCAAUACAAGAAAUUGUAUGAUACAAAUGAUACAAAAAAUACAUUUUCAUGCCUUUUAGAACUUGUAUUUGACAUUUGUUUCAACACAAAAUUAUGUUUUUUUUUUAAUGUAAUGUUAUUAAAUGCUAUCCCUA
Molecule: messenger RNA, 3819 nt
Organism: Doryrhamphus excisus (bluestripe pipefish)
Lineage: Eukaryota; Metazoa; Chordata; Actinopteri; Syngnathiformes; Syngnathidae
Gene: cpdp
Product: CPD photolyase
Biological process (GO): photoreactive repair
Molecular function (GO): deoxyribodipyrimidine photo-lyase activity
Source: RefSeq, a predicted model, not a curated record